AUGUUUCAUUUAUUGGCAUUAUCAUCAUUGUCUACAAUGCUUUGGUAUCUUCUUGGUGCUCCAUUCUGUUGGACAUCGAAAGAUCUUGGUCAAUUUUCUGCAGUAUCAUUGAUUGCUACGGCUAUUUUUAAUGUACUAGGCAUGAAAAUAUUGAAUUAUAUUGGAGCAAACGAUGCUAUAAUAUGUAUUCUUAGUCAUAUUUGUUUCGGUAUUUAUUCAUUAUGGAUUUCAUUAGCUCAAUAUGGUUGGCAAUUAUAUCUAGCAUUAUUAAUUAAUCCAUUUACGAGUUAUCAAAGUGUAUUGACAAUACCAAUGAUAUCUAAAUGGUUAGAAGUUCAUGAACGUAAUAAUGUUUUUACAUUAGUAACAGAAAUAAAUACAAUUAUUGUAGCUUUUGGAGGUUCAUUAUUCAAUUGGAUCUAUGCUCGAACAGUAACUUAUCAAAAAAAUUUUACAUUAUUAUUGGCUAGUGGAAUUUGUAUUAUACCUUGUAUUCUCAAUAUAUGUCUUUUCAUGAUUAGUCGACGAAUUUCCAAUGAACAAGAAUUGACUCUUAUAUCAGAAAUAAAUGCAGAACCAACAACUUUGCUACUAUCGAAUAAUAUACCUCCGCAGGCUGUUGAUAUAACUUGUUUAAUUCAACUACCUCGUUCACGUACUCAUUCUCUCUGUACAUUACACAACGAUAGAUCUCAUGCUAAUUCUAACUCUUCAAUCAAUAGUCGAAGUGAUUUACUAGUAAUCAUAUAA
Molecule: messenger RNA, 750 nt
Organism: Rotaria sordida
Lineage: Eukaryota; Metazoa; Rotifera; Eurotatoria; Philodinida; Philodinidae
Source: the annotation of a GenBank genome assembly